AUGAUGGAUAUCGAUCGCGCACGAACUCGGAGAGAGCGCACCUUUGUCGGAAGUGUAUGCGCCGUAUGCGAUGAGCCAUUGGAACACACCUUGCGCGGCGAACGAAUCUUACAGUUUUCAUGUACUCAUGUGUCGCAUGAAGCCUGUUUCUACGAGUAUAUCAAGGAAUUCGAAUCCCAAUACUGUCCAACCUGUAAUGCGCCGCUAGGUUUGGACACGAGUCGAGGUGGGAAUGUCUUGGAUAUCGAGAAACUGAGUAACAUAGUCCGCUCUGCGUCAAUUAGCGACGCUGGAACAACUCGAAGCGGUCUGGCCACGCCGACACCGUGGGACCAUCGUAGCCAUCAGCAGUCCCAGCAAGAAAAUCACAGGUCAUAUCAAAUGCAGCAUCAGCAGCAACAACAUGACCAUAACUUCAGCAGGCGGGAUAGUCGUGACACCGGUAGUCACACCGGUAGUCACGCUGGUAGUCACGCUGGUAGUCACGCCGGUAGUCACGCUGGUAGUCACGCUGGUAGUCAACGCGAAAGGGUCGAGCGGUUGAUAUCCAACAGUUCUCGAAGACAGACGAGCCAUAGCCGUCAAGACAGUGGAAACACAGGCGUUGCGUCGUCGGGUGAAUACACCGAUGGACAGCAACAGAGCACUGGCCGGCGACACGAUUACGACGUACAAGCCAUGGAAUCGGAUCUGAGUCCACGGUCUGGCGUAAUCAAAAACCCGAUUCCUGCUCCUAUUGUCACUGUGCGUAGCGAGUUUCCUACGCUCAGUCGCUCCCGGCAACAGCAACCUCUUACCUGUUUGGUUACUGUAGAAGUUCCAGAUGGCCAUUGGCGACCGGAUAUGGAGGACCUCCGUUUCACGCCUCUCCAUGCUCAGCUUCCUCCGGAAGAUGUGUAUUCGCCCAUUCGUUCUCCAACUGUCGCAUCAAGCCGUUCUAUCCCUGCAGAGGCUCGUGAGAACUUGGAUGAAAUUGCGGAGGAUCUCCAUUUGCGAGUUGAGAAUUGGCAUGGGCUUGAAUUCAACCGAUUUGGAAAACUCCGUUUACACGGAUUACUUAAUGUUGGCAAAGAUCGCGAGUCGUGGCAAGAGCUUGAAUGCUUUUUGUUCGAUGAAAUGCUCAUCUGCGUAAGAGAAAAGAAAUUAGCUUCUGAUGCAGCUGCGUACGGAUCGAAACGUAAAACCACCCGUUGCACAUUAAAGGGCUCUAUUCUCAUCAAAAAACAUUUGCGUGAGGUCGAAGUGGUAACCGAGGAACCAAUUCUUACCCUGAACCUCUCCGUCAGUGACCUACCCUGCUUCCAUCUCCGAUUCCAAAACAGGGGCCAAUUGGAUGUAUGGCGCCGCGCUUUUACAGGAUUACACAAUCCCGAACAUCUCAGGGAUUACGAUGCCGACAGUGGAAUUCCAGAAGAGGAUGAUUAUCGCACAACAAAAACCAAUAAACGCCAGUCGUCAGCGACAUCGUCCUACGGUGCUAAUAAGUCCAACAACACUGCUUUGACAGAAUACACCAAUUCGAUGCGAGAUCCGGGUCCCGCCAGUUUCCAUGUUCCACUAGACCUGGUUGUUGUGAUACCCGUUUCAUCAUCUAUGCAAGGGUUGAAAAUUACUCUGCUGCGCGAUGCAUUGAAGUUUCUAGUACAGAAUCUAGGACCCCGCGAUAGAAUGGGCUUGGUUACUUUUGGAUCGAGUGGUGGUGGUGUACCUCUUGUUGGGAUGACUACCAAAGCAUGGAAUGGCUGGGGCAAGAUUCUAAACUCGCUGCGACCCGUUGGCCAGAAGAGCUUGCGGGCGGAUGUUGUUGAGGGUGCCAAUGUUGCUAUGGAUUUGUUGAUGCAGCGAAAGUCCAACAAUCCUAUUUCAACUAUUCUACUCAUUAGUGAUUCUUCAACUUCUGAUCCGGAAAGUGUCGACUUUGUUGUGUCACGAGCGGAGGCCGCUAAGGUUGGAAUUCACUCCUUCGGCUUGGGACUCACCCACAAACCCGACACAUUAAUUGAACUAUCAACUCGCACCAAGGCGUGCUACACAUACGUCAAAGACUGGAUGAUGCUUAGAGAAUGUGUCGCCGGUUGUCUUGGCUCCCUACAAUCGACUUCACACCAAAAUGUCAAGCUUAAGCUCCGGUUACCAGAAGGCUCACCAGCCAAGUUUGUCAAGAUUAGCGGUGCUCUGCACACGACAAAGCGUGCCACCGGAAAGGACGCCGAAGCUGCCCUUGGCGAUUUGCGAUUUGGCGACAAACGAGAUAUCCUCGUACAGCUUGUCAUUCAGCCUGAUAAUGCCACACAGGAACAUGUUCCUCAAGACCCAUGGCAGAGUCUUGUGUCUGGUCUUGAGGCACUCGGAGGCGGUUCUGACGGUGACGAGCAGCGAGUCGUCAGUGUUGAAGAAGUUCCACUGAUUCAAGCUGAUCUCACGUACGGCGAUAUCCUUCGCGAGGGACAUUUGACGCAUUCUCCUCGUCCUUCGCUCCUGGCGAUAACCAUGCUUCCUGCCAACCCCCGAUCCAAGCAUGGAGGACGACCUGCCACACCUCCUAUCCCUCCCCAUCCAUCAAUCGUACAACGACGAAUGGAACUAUUAGCAUCCGACAUGCUAACAAGGGCACUGACCCUUGUCUCUCGCGGUCAACAUGACCGUGCCCAACACCUCCUGAACGAAACCCGAAGUAUUCUCAAGGGUCUCGGAAAAGGAGGCCUCCCACCACUUCCUCCCGGUGCUACCAAACCUGGUAACUCUCACGGUCUCCUGACCGACUCGAACAGUCCUUCUGGAACACCUACUUCUACAUCUCCGCGCUCAUCCCACUUCCAAGAAACCAACAGUUCAUCCGCUGCAUCUGAAACGGCUACUAUCACGCCCGUUGCCGCGGUUGAUCAACAUGUCAUGGCGGCGCUAGAUGCGGAUCUGGAAGCAGCACUAGAAUGGAUCAACCAUCCAGCUGUGUUUGGACGCGAUUCUCGAAAAGCUGUUCUUCAAGCUAUUGGGGUCGUUUCGUCGCAGAGAGCCUUUACAUAUCGCACGCCGUCGGAGGCGUUGUGGUCUGAUCGUGUGGCUGGUGUGAAGAGGUUGACCGAUAAAUCCAAGGAAUGGCGUGAGAUGGGCGAUGAUGCCCUGACUGAGGAGUAAUGCCUUCAUUUCUUGAAUAUAUCAAUCUCAUACCUACGAGUCAUGAAUCUUGUUCCAUUACUUUUAUCUUCCUUUCUUCUACAUUUACAUAUUUACUAUUCGGAUUCCCUUUCUUAUCUAUGAUACCAUUUCGUUUCAUUCAGGUCGCGUUGCCUCUCUAUUCUAAGGUCCAGGGGGUUCAUGUGUGUGUUUUUGGUCGUGGUCUGUGUUGGUGUAUAUCAGUUCUUCCCACUGUUCUGUGAUAUAUUGCUAUGUCUGUCUAUAAUGUCUCUUGUACGUGCA
Talaromyces stipitatus ATCC 10500 is the source of this 3417-nucleotide messenger RNA. Its product is annotated as von Willebrand and RING finger domain protein. The transcript has 5 exons. The coding region runs from base 1 to 3135 and encodes 1044 amino acids. The record is from RefSeq and is a predicted model, not a curated record. NCBI's taxonomy places the organism in Eukaryota, Fungi, Ascomycota, Eurotiomycetes, Eurotiales, Trichocomaceae.